This is a messenger RNA of Drosophila willistoni, 1112 nucleotides long. It is a transcript of the gene CAH14, whose product is annotated as carbonic anhydrase 1. Gene Ontology annotation, cellular component: cytoplasm. Gene Ontology annotation, molecular function: zinc ion binding; carbonate dehydratase activity. The transcript has 2 exons. The record is from RefSeq and is a predicted model, not a curated record. The coding region runs from base 142 to 1011 and encodes 289 amino acids. NCBI's taxonomy places the organism in Eukaryota, Metazoa, Arthropoda, Insecta, Diptera, Drosophilidae.
GGAAAAUUUACUUUGCUUUGCAUUUUCAGUCAGUAACUGUAUCGUCUUGCUGAAAUAUAAUUCGGAAAUAUAAUAUCGAAAAUACUAAAAACAUCUCUCCAUUUAUUAAAGGCUUCCUAUUUUUCUACUGCAAGUACUACAAUGCUGUGGUAUUUCUUGGCCUAUUUGUUCAAUGGCUUUGUGUCCGGUUCUCGAUUCAUUGUGAGUUCUGCAUAUGAAUCAAAACCAAUUAUGAUAAUCCUUAGCAGCUGCUUGGCUCUGGCUUUGAUACUAAAUGUCCGGACGGGUGCCAUAAUUGUCCGGAACAUGGGCAGAUUAAUGACACCAGAAAAUCAGAAUGCCCCCAUCAACAUUGUAAGCAGAUUGGUGCAGGCGAGGAAUUGGCCAAGGGAGCUGCUUUGGCGAUUCUAUGAUGAUUUGCCAUCGGCCAUGAUACUCAAAAAUAAUGGAUGCGCGGUAAUUUUGAGCAUUUGCUGUGAAAAUCGUGAAAUGAUUCCCUAUGUGACGGGCGGUGAGCUGGGCCAGAAAUAUUACUUUGUGGAGGCCAGCUUCAAAUGGAGCCUGCAGCACUCAGUGGAGCAUUCAAUAGAUGGCCACAAGUUUUCGCUGGAGAUGCAGGCUCUUCACCGUUGUCCCGAGAGAGAAGCCCCGUUCGAGUAUCUCACCAUUUCGCAUUUGUUUGUCACCACCUACCAAAUAAAUGGGAAGAUUGGUAAUAUUACUAACAAUUUGCAAAUGAUUCGGAGUCCUGGUUCGGUUGCGGAAUUGCCACCCUUCGAUCUCUCCUCGCUCAUGACGACGUUUGAGAACGGCUUCUUUAGCUAUCGCGGCACCUACGAUAAUGGCCAAUCCAAGAUAGCCACCCAGUGGUUCAUCAAUUCACGCAUUUGCGGCAUCGGCCUCGAGCAAUUAAACAAAUUCGGCGAACUCUGCGGUGUGAAUGGAAAAACUAUAUCGCAAAAUACUCGCAAAAUUCGACCAAUGGGCAAUCGUUCCGUGCUAUAUCAUUAAAAAAUACCAAAUCAAUGGAUUUCUUAGGAAGUUCAGUUAAGGUUUUUUAUUCUUUUAAUAAACAUUUAUUUUUCGAUUUGAUCCUUCAUCACACAAAUUUA